AAAGACCAUUUACAGUAAACAGUUAUCUCCAACAGAGAAUCAUCCACAACUAACUAAAACAAGUCUCUUCUCAACCUCUGACUCUGAUACUCAUACUGAUCCAUGAAUUCCACAAUAUACACCACACCACCAUCCCACCCAUCUUCACUCUUCCCAAACAUCACACUCUGCAAAACCAUCAAACACUUGAAGCAAGUCCAUGCCCAUAUGAUCAAAACCGCUCAAAUCCACGACCCUCUGGCUGCUGCCGAAGUUCUCAGAUUCUCUGCUCUUUCGAAUCACCGUGAUAUCCACUACGCACACAAGGUAUUCGACCAAAUGCACCAACCAAAUUGCUUUUCUUGGAACACUAUAAUCAGAGCUCUUGCUGAGAGCAAUGACGAUGGUAAACCACUGGCUGCCUUGUUGUUGUUCUUUCAAAUGGUUUGUGAUGCUUCUGUGGAACCCAAUCAGUUUACGUUUCCUUCUGUGUUGAAAGCCUGUGCCCAAACGUCGAGGCUUAAAGAAGGGAUGCAAGUUCAUGGGUUGGUUGUGAAGUAUGGACUGGAUAGUGAUGAGUUUGUAGUUAGCAAUCUUGUUAGGAUGUAUGUGAUGUGUGGGGUUAUGAAGGAUGCCCAUUUGUUGUUUAUAAGGAAUUUGAUUGAAUUUGAUGAAGGGGAUGAAGUUGUGAGGAAUAAUAAAAAAAAGGAAGAGGGUAAUGUAGUUUUAUGGAACGUAAUGGUUGAUGGGUAUGUGAGACUUGGGGAGUUUGGUGCUGCUAGGGAAUUGUUUGAUAGCAUGCCUCAAAGAAGUGUAGUGUCAUGGAAUGUGAUGAUAUCUGGGUAUGCUCAAAAUGGUUUAUUUAAGGAGGCAAUAGAGAUGUUUCGUGAGAUGCAGAUAGGAGAUGUGUGCCCAAAUUACGUGACUUUGGUUAGUGUUCUGCCAGCAAUUUCACGUUUCGGGGCGCUUGAAUUGGGGAAAUGGGUACAUUUGUAUGCAGAGAAGAAUGGGAUUGAAAUUGAUGAUGUUCUUGGUUCUGCUUUGGUUGAUAUGUAUUCUAAGUGCGGGAGCAUUGAGAAGGCACUUCAAGUUUUUGAGAGAUUGCCAAGAAAGAAUGCAAUCACUUGGAGCACAAUAAUUGGUGGACUUGCAAUGCAUGGUCGAGCAAACGAUGCACUUGAUUAUUUUUCAAGGAUGGAAAGAUUUGGAGUGACACCUAGUGAUGUUACUUAUAUUGGUGUGUUGAGUGCAUUUAGCCAUGCUGGUUUGGUGGACGAGGGGCGAUCUUUUUUCAGCCACAUGGUUAAGGCAGUUGGCUUUGAACCCAGAAUUGAACAUUAUGGGUGUAUGGUUGAUCUAUUAGGUCGUGCUGGACAUUUAGAAGAAGCUGAAGAGCUUAUCUUAAACAUGCCAAUCGAGCCAGAUGAUGUGAUCUGGAAAGCCUUACUUGGUGCUUGUAAGAUUCAUGGUAACAUAGAAAUGGGCAGACGAGUUGCAAAGGUUUUGAUGGAUAUGGUUCCUCAUGAUAGCGGGUCUUAUGUGGCUCUCUCAAAUAUGUAUGCGUCUUCAGGAAAUUGGGAGGCAGUUGCAGAUGUGAGGUUGAUGAUGAAGGAGAUGGACAUAAGGAAAGACCCUGGAUGCAGUUGGAUAGAGCUUGACGGAGAAAUUCAUGAGUUUCUAGUAGACGAUGACUCCCAUUCUAGAGCCAAAGAAAUCCAUUCAAUGUUGGAUGAAAUUGCCAACCAAUUAAGGUUGAUAGGCCAUAGGCCAGACACCUCACAAGUCUUGCUCAACUUGGAUGAAGAAGAAAAAGAAAGUGCCUUGCAAUAUCAUAGUGAGAAGAUUGCAGUUGCCUUUGGCUUAAUCUGUACAAGUCCUCAUACACCACUUUGGAUUGUGAAGAACCUACGUAUAUGUGAAGAUUGUCACUCCUCAAUGAAACUAAUCUCAAAAAUUUACAAACGUAAGAUAAUCAUACGUGACCGGAAGCGCUUUCACCAUUUUGAGCAUGGGUCUUGUUCAUGUAAGGAUUACUGGUAAUAACUCAAUUAUAUGUACAUAGUUGGCGGUCUCGACUCUCUGGUGCAACCGUAUACACAAUUGAUUCAAAAUAUUUUAGAAAAUUACAUAGUCAUACCAAUUGUAUCCAAUGUCUUAUUUCUUCAAAACAGAGCCUUGCUUGUAUCCAUUUGGUGGAUGUAUGUCUAUUAGCAUUGGCAUCGGGGGUGUAAAACUCUCCAAAUUGCUAUUUUAUAUUCUUAGAAGCCCAAAACAUGCUUUUUUCCGGGCUGCUAUUGCUAAUACAUUUUAGCAACUAUGAACACUGUAGCAUGGUUGU
Molecule: messenger RNA, 2317 nt
Organism: Quercus robur (English oak)
Lineage: Eukaryota; Viridiplantae; Streptophyta; Magnoliopsida; Fagales; Fagaceae
Product: pentatricopeptide repeat-containing protein At5g48910-like
Exons: 2
Coding region: 103-2019 (638 amino acids)
Biological process (GO): RNA modification
Molecular function (GO): zinc ion binding; RNA binding; protein binding
Source: RefSeq, a predicted model, not a curated record